UCCCUCCCCUUCCUUCGACCUCCCCCAAGAACUCCCCCCGCUCUCUCUUUCUCUCAUCGGCCUUUCUUCCUCUCCAGGGCAAAGGCUCGGCAGCACAAGUGGUCGAGCUACCGCCGCAAUGGCGCGAUCCGUCGCCUGCGCCUUCUUCUUCGACGCGGAGCCGCUCCGCGAGCCCGAGAAGCACGCGCUGGACGCGUGCGCGCUCUGCGCGAAGCCGCUGGCCCGCAACAGCGACAUCUUCAUGUACAAAGGCGACACGCCCUUCUGCAGCGAGGACUGCCGGUACGAGCAGAUCGAGCACGACCUCGCAUGCGCGAGGCAGCAGGCCAGCGCCAGGCGGAAGCAGCAGCAGGCGCAGGCGCAGCGCACGCCGGCGCCGGCGCCGGCUCCCCGCGCGUCUGCCGUUUCCGCCAAGGCGGACGUGUCCGUGGCGAGCUAAUCGGGCGGCGCCGGCCGGAUCGUGUAGAUAGCUAAUUAAGCUAGGAAGUGCCUUGCCUUGCCUUGGGUUGGAACUUGGAAGAAGCGAGACGCGGGGGAAUCGGAGGGAGUUGCUCUGUUGGGCGGCCGAUCGGUUGAUAUGGUCGGAGCCUCGGAGGCGGAUGUGAGCAAGGCAAUCGAACUGGAAUCACCGUGGGGUCAAUUUUGGCUUCGGCGGCAUGCGCUGAUGCGAGGAUCACCCGUUUUGUUUUUGCCCUUUUGAUCGGCUCCUUUUGGGUUUGGGUAUGGGUAUGAGAGAGAGGCAGUGCUGUGUUGUGCAAGAGCACUGCUGCUGUGUAAUUAUUCAAGGCAAUCGAUAUAAGUUUCUAUUUGCCAAAUUUUGAGCGAGAUCAGAUCAUACAUGUCUCCUCUUUUCGAUGAUAAUCUGUGAAACGAUGCAGA
This is a messenger RNA of Brachypodium distachyon (stiff brome), 879 nucleotides long. RefSeq lists its product as uncharacterized. Gene Ontology annotation, biological process: regulation of DNA-templated transcription. Gene Ontology annotation, molecular function: zinc ion binding. The record is from RefSeq and is a predicted model, not a curated record. Lineage: Eukaryota; Viridiplantae; Streptophyta; Magnoliopsida; Poales; Poaceae. The coding region runs from base 119 to 439 and encodes 106 amino acids. The transcript has a single exon.